Oxyura jamaicensis (ruddy duck) is the source of this 13970-nucleotide messenger RNA. It is a transcript of the gene AFF3, whose product is annotated as AF4/FMR2 family member 3. The record is from RefSeq and is a predicted model, not a curated record. The transcript is spliced from 21 exons. Gene Ontology annotation, biological process: regulation of gene expression. The coding region runs from base 313 to 3990 and encodes 1225 amino acids. NCBI's taxonomy places the organism in Eukaryota, Metazoa, Chordata, Aves, Anseriformes, Anatidae. Gene Ontology annotation, cellular component: nucleus; super elongation complex.
UUGUGUUUUGUUUUCGUUUGGAAGAUGAUGAGCUUUGCACACACCCUGUGGAUAGUUAGAGCCUGCACCUGGGAGACUGGAAGUGAUGUUAUUUCCACAGUGGUAGGAAGGGCUGAUGCCAUCUGAUGGUGUUUCACAUGGAGCCUCCUCAGCUGGUAUGAGAAAGGAAGGGUCAGCUUGGGCCCAAGUGAGGAUGUCUGGGUGUGAGCUGACAACAUCUGGGAAAGCAGCUCAGCCUUUGCGAGAAGCAUUUAGGUCUUCUCACAGGAAGCCCACAGGAACUGGGAUUUUGCUAAUUUAAGAGAUCUUUCCAUGUCAUUUGUCUAUGAGCCGGAUAGAAACGUGCUGCGCAGGAAAGAAUGGGAAAGGAGAAAUCAGGAGGCCCAGCAGGAGGAUGGCACAUUUAACACAAGUUACUCCCUCUUCAGUGAACCGUACAAGACCAACAAGGGGGAUGAGCUAUCAAAUCGCAUCCAGAAUACCCUGGGCAAUUAUGAUGAAAUGAAAGACUUGUUAACUGACCGAUCAAACCAGAGCCACCUUGUUGGGGUUCCCAAACCUGGGGUUCCUCAGGCAUCUCUCCCCAAGCCCGAUGAACAUCUCAUUGCAGACUCAAGACCACCACCUCUUCCCUCUAUUUCCAGCACUUCUUCUUCCACACCAGCAGCCCUACCCACGCAGCAGAGCAAAAGCACCACGAUGGGUUGGCAGAAGGCCGGGCACAAUGCCGCUUCAGAGGGCCAGCAGAGAUCCAGCAAACAUGGGCACCACUCACUGGAGUCACACAAGGGCGACUUCAAACUGGCGAACCAAAAAUCCAGUCUGGAGAAACUAAAACGCUAUGCAUCCAGUCCCACUUCCUCCUCCUCCUCCUCCUCCUCCAACACUGCUCAGCAAAGCUCACUGAGGCCCACACUAGGUGAUAAUGCCAACAGAGUACCGCAGCCUGCGAAGCUAAGUUGUAACACAGAAGGAGCUCAAGUGCAAGAGAGGCCCUCAAAGCACGGCGGUGGGCACUGUGUCCAAAACUUCCCACCGUCUCUUGCUUCGAAGCCCAGUCUGGUUCAGCAGAAACCAACUGCUUAUGUAAGGCCGAUGGAUGGUCAAGAUCAGGCCCCUGAUGAGUCUCCAAAGCUGAAGUUACCAGCAGAGACAACCAAGUCGUACAGGGGAGUGCCUUCUAACAAGCCUGAUUCGGCCAGGACCAAGUCAAAGAUAGCAAAGUUCAGCAUUCCUAAGCAAGAAGAGGACAGUGGAACAGGAGAUAACAGCUGCAUUGAAGAAAUAUUGCGGGAGAUGACCCAUUCUUGGCCUCCACCACUAUCAGCUAUUCACACACCAGGGAAGGCAGAACAAAACAAGUUUUCCUUCCCAAACAAGGAGUCACAACAGGGAUCUACAGGACACAGCAAUACAAGAAAAAGUGAUGUAGAGCCAAAGAGUCCAGAGAAAAGUGCAACCCAUACAUCAAUGCUAGAAGAUGACCUCAAGUUAAGCAGCGACGAAGAAGAAAACGAGCAGCAGGCAGCACAGAGAUCUGCUCUCCGCGUUCUGUCUGACAGCAGCCUGGUGGUGCCGCAGUCCAGCACCCGAGCCCCAGGACUCUCCAGCAAGGGGUCGAGCAGCAGCAGCUCCAGUGAAUCCGAGACCAGCUCGGAAUCUGACUCAGAGAGCGAAAGCAGCUCCAGCGAGAGCGACGGCAGCAAGCCCUCGCAUUACUCCAGCCCAGAGCCCGAGCCACCCUCGUCCAACAAGUGGCAGCUGGACAAGUGGCUGAAUAAAGUCACUCCUCACAAAGCACCCAUCCUGACCCACCAUGAUGGCCCGGCACUGGAGGGCCAUCCCUACUACGGCCACGUGAAAGCGGAGCGGCAAGAAGGCGAGAAGACCCCGGCCACUGGCCCAGCCGAGCACCGCAGCGGGGAGAGCCGCACCACCACCGUCGCCACCACCGCCACCGUCGGGGACGGGCCACGGCCCAGGACCGCCAACAAAGCACCGGGCAGCAAGGGCGGCCGGCAGAAGUCACCCCCCGCCGCUGACAGUGGGCCUCCAAGGAGGGCAGCGGGGAAGAAGGCACCACGGCGGGCUGAGAGGACCUCAGCCGGGGACGGCUCCCACUGUCGUGGGGCAGAGGAGCCCGCUGGGAGCCACGGCUUUCUGGAGAGCACCGCUGCCGAGGCACCGAAGGCCCGGCCUGUUGGCGGUGGCAGCGGUGGAGGCUGCAGAGCAGGGCACCGCCGGGAACCCCGCUCGGCCACAGCUGGCGAGAAGCGUCGGGCACGGGGGCCAAGCAAAACGGCACCCAAAUCCAAGGAGUUCAUUGAGACUGAGUCCUCCUCAUCAUCAUCCUCCUCUGACUCGGGCUCCGAGUCGGAGCGGGAGGAACGCCCGCUGCCCAAGGCACCGGCAGCAGCCGGGGCUGAGCCUCGCGCCAAGGACACGGGGACCGGUGCCGCCAGCAAACCCCACAGCGGCUGCAGUGCCUUUGGCUCCAUUAAUGCCAGGACUAGUAGUGAAAUAGCAAAGGAGCUGGAGGAACAGUUUUACACCCUGGUUCCUUUCGGUAGGAAUGAGCUCCUGUCUCCUCUGAAAGACAGUGAUGAGGUAAAGUCACUGUGGGUCAACAUUGACUUGGCUCUUUUGUCCAGGAUUCCAGAGCGUUUGCCUGAAGAGCCGCUGGCAAUGAGCGCCGGAGCAAACCAGGCGGCCAGCCUCCCGCAGGGUAGUAGUGCUGACCCCCCCGCAGAGAAGGGUUUACCGAAAUCUAGAAGGAAACGCAAGUGUGAGAAUGAAGAAGAAUACAGAGACAUCAAGAAGACUCAUUUAGAGCGAGAGAGUUCUUCACGAUUAGCUGCCUCUGCCCAUAAUAUCACAACAGCAAAUCACUGCAAUAUGAAUGAAAAUAGCUUGGCAAUACCAAUAAAUAAAAAUGAGAAAAUGCUUCGGUCACCUGUCUCUCCCCUCUCUGAUGCAUCAAAACACAAAUACUCCAACGAUGAUUUAACUUCCUCCAGCAGACCUAAUGGCAGCAGUCUAUUACCUUCCAUCUCCUCCAGCAAAAAACAUAAGGGUGAAAUCCAGUCUCAGCCACAUCCCGGAGACUUCAAUAAAGCAAUUCACAUCAAUUCAGAAAAUGUUCUCUGCAAUAAGCCACAGUCCCAAACAGAGCCUUGGUCACCUCUGUCCGGCGCACCCAGGGACUGCAGAAGGACAAAGCUUAUCUUUGAUGAUAUGCCACGCAAUGCAGAUUACUUUAUGCAGGAAGCUAAACGGAAGAAGCAUAAAGCAGAUGCAAUGGUGGAAAAGUUUGGAAAGGCACUGAAUUAUGCAGAAGCAGCACUAUCGUUUAUUGAGUGUGGAAAUGCAAUGGAACAAGGCCCAAUGGAAUCUAAAUCCCCCUAUACAAUGUAUUCAGAAACAGUUGAACUCAUCAGGUACGCAGUGAGACUAAAAACCCACUCAGGCCCCAGCGCCACGCCAGAAGACAAACAGCUGGCAGCAUUAUGUUACCGCUGCCUGGCCCUUCUGUACUGGAGGAUGUUCCGACUCAAGAGAGACCAUGCUGUCAAGUAUUCGAAAGCACUUAUCGAGUAUUUUAAGAAUUCAUCAAAAGCUGCCCAGAACCCAUCUCCUUGGGGUACCAGUGGAAAGAGCACAGGCACUCCAUCACCCAUGUCCCCUAGCCCUUCUCCAGUCAGCUCUGUAGGAUCCCAGGGGAGCACAGGGGCCCCUUCCCCAUCUCCUAUAAUCAGCAUCCCACAGCGCAUUCAUCAGAUGGCUGCCAACCACGUCAGCAUCACCAACAGCAUCCUGCACAGCUAUGACUACUGGGAGAUGGCUGACAACCUGGCCAAGGAAAACAGAGAUUUUUUUAAUGACUUGGAUGCAUUGAUGGGACCUAUCACCUUGCACAGCAGUAUGGAGCAUUUAGUUCAGUACACUCAGCAAGGACUUCACUGGGUGCGGAAUAGCGCUCACUUGUCAUAAUGACUGUGUGCCAUUCACAUGGACUGUAUACCUUUCAUGGAUAAUUCAGUUAUUCUGGACACUGUGCUACAGAAAUAGUCAACCACAGCAUUGAUCCAAACAAAGGUGAAUAUUUCUUCAAUGUUGAGCAAAAUUUUUCUGAGUGUAGACAUGUAUCUGUGCAUAUGUACAAUAUACAAUGAUGUCUUUUCAGAAUGAAUAGUUCUGUACUGCUCUCCAAACAUUUUCAUACACUAGAAAUACUAGAAGAACUGAUCUUGAUGCACAAAACAUACCCUUUCUAUUCAUGUGCAGCUGACAAACUCAGAAACCAAAAUCUCCUGGGUUGAUCGAACCAAGUGCAAUAAGCACAAAUCCCUAUUCAGGAAAGCUCUCAAUAGACUCUUACCUUUAAGCUUGUACCGAAAUCCUAUUGACUUCAGUAGAGCUUAAGCACAUAUACGAGGGCUUUCCUGAACUGGAAUGAAUGAGGGCAAAUCUCUGUCAUGGAGAACCUUUACUGCGAGCACGGACACUUCACAGAAGUUCCAACAAUAAUGUUCCAUCUCCCUGUAACCUCCCCACUGGGGCACACAGAGGAGUUGUGUAGUCUGCAUUAAGUUGGAGAAAGACAGCAUUCCUUCAUGUGCAAUAACUUUCAACAGAUUGCAUGCAUUUCUUUAUCUCCUGUCUUUUUAAAUAACUUUACCUCUUGUUCAGCUCCGCACCAACAGUACAACCUGCAGUAUCGGGCAAAAAGCCUGAAAACAGAUAUGCUGAUAGCAAGAACUUUUAAAAGAGGUGGUGGAAAAUUGCAUUCUGUUACUGACAGUAAAUAGAUAAAUGAAAAAAUAUGGCAACCUGCAAUCCACUUAGUAAAGAAAAUGUGUUAAUUUCAGCUGCAUACAGACAGUGAGAAAUAUCUGUAAGAGUUGUUGACUUUGCAUGGGAAGGCUUCAUCUUACAGAUUUUGAUUUUCAUAUCUUUUUCAUCUAGCAGAAGCUCACAGCCUGUUCUUCUAGGCUAUAUGGGAACGUUACAUGCAAUUUCCUUUAUCUGGGAAGCUGAGUUUGCUGCUCAUCAGGCUAAGAACUGUUUCCUAUCAUAAUCCUCUCACUCUUCAUCCAUAAUCCUCAAUGAGGCUUUAAUGUUUCUUGAUUUAUUGGAUGUUUUCUGUUCCUGUUGACAGGCUAUGUUUUUUGUGCCAGAAGAAUUAAUCCCACAGUGACUGGAGUUUAAUUUGGGUCAGCUGAGGUCAAGGCCAGUUCAUACCAACUGUGUUUGCAUUUAGUGCAUUCGUGUUCAGUGGUUUUGACACAUUUAGUUUUCUCUCUCUGUUAUUGGAAAUAUAUAUAUUUUUUUUUUUGCUUGCUUUGCAAUCAGAUUUGCAGCCCUUACUCAAGUCAGCAGCUCUGGUGACUUCAGUGGACUAUUCUUGUCCAAGUCUCUGACUGGACCCUUUGAUUGUUGUUUCCUAUUCUAAUUUACAAAUAUAUUAAGGAAACAGGACUGCAAAAAACUAUUUCAAUAGAAGAUACAAGUAGAAGUGGCAACUGAUAUUGACAGUUGAUUGAUUGGUCUUUGCUGCCUUUUUUUUUCUCCCUGAUUUUUGAAGAGAUGCAUUGAAAAAAAAAAAAAAAAAAAAAAAAAAGGAUAAAAGAUACCAAACAAAGUGGCACGUUUGCUCAGUAUAACAAAGGUUGUAUGUACCCUGUGGUAAAGAACAGGCUUGAAAACACGCAGAGCCCUAGAUAUGUGCAUUUUUUUGUCUAGGCUACUUACAUAAAUGCAGCUAUUGCUCAGACUCAGCACAUCACUCUGUUCUUCGAAGCAGCUCAGCAGGGUAACUUCCAAGGGCCUGCUGAGCGCCAAGCCACCCCAGGCCAAUUUUAUGUGCCAGUCAAUGCUCAGAUCCUUCCCAGGAGAACUCCUGAGCUCAAGCUGUGGUAACCUCUUAAUACAGACCUGAGUGCUAUAGUGUGGCUGGCUUUAAGAGUGGACGUGGACCUGCCUCUAAAUGACAGAAUACACAUCCUCCAAGUCCUCCAGUCACUCUUAAUUCCAGUCAGCCACCCUAGAAGGAACACAAGUUGUUUGAUCCCGAGUAUCGUGGAGAGCUUGGUCAGUGCCUUUUCUGUUUAUUACUUGCCUGAUCUCCAGCUGUGGAAGUCUGCCACGAUGUACUAGACUAGCAGCAGCAGAUUCCAUCAGCUGCUUCAGUUCCAUAUGAAAGUACUGUGGGAUUUCUCCUCAGAUCAGGAAAGUGAAAUUCCGAUUAGAUUUGCUUCUGUUUUCUUUGAUGGUGCCUAUGAUGUUUAUCUUCAGAUAAGUUUGGGGAUUUGGGAGCCCUUGUUGCUAUUUAAUGUUGAGAAAUUUUAGACAUGACAUAUAUUACUUGCCUUAAAAGGAGUUUAGUUUUAUUGCACACGUGGCAUUUGAGUUUCAAGUAUGGAACUUCGAAGCAUGUUUAUUUUAUUAAGAUCGGGAUAUUUUUCUUAAUCAUGAUGAACUCUUUGUAUGGAUAUAAUAUGUCAAACAACUUCAAAGAAAUGCAAGAAUCAAUGCUGUCCUGUUGUAACAUGUUUCCAAGUACUAAGGAUCUCUUGCAGAUGAUUGUCCUUUCUUGUACAUUGUUCUUAUAUUUAAUUAUUCCAGCUAAAAUACCCAUUGCUUUCAUGGAAAAACACAUAUUUUUUUUUAGGUUUUGUGCUGGCAUCAUCCAUGUUGUCCAAUGAGCACAACCAAGCCUUAACCUCUGGUGGUGUAACAGGAUGAAAUAGCAGCCAGUUAAACCAACUAGACAUAAAUGGAUUAGAAGUUUUGGCCUCCUCUCCAUAGGGUUUCUUACAGCUGUGUUUUGUAGAGGUUAUUUAGAAUACUCUUCCGUCCGGGCUAUUUUGCUGUAUAAUGGUUGCUGCAGUUUAGAUGACUGGAGCUGAAUGUGACACGGUGACAAGAAAUAUUUCAUUCAUCUUCUUAAGGCCAGAUUUGGAAAAGAGUAUGCAGCUUUUAGAUCUGAUCCCAUUAAGCAUAUGCUCCACAUUAAGAACCUGAAUAGUUUUAGACAUUUCAGCAUAACUCAUUGGUGCUUUGAGUGUUUUGGAUGAAAUCAAUAGAGUCCAAGGACUUUUGGGGGGCACAAUGAAAGAUGUUUACUUGUCUCAACCAGUUGUAAAAGUCCAGGAACGUGCAGGCUUCUUUACACUAUACCAUUUCCAGGUUCAUUUUGUGAAAGUAAGAAGUUGGUCCGUACAAACCUAGAAGGAUUAUACCUGGAGGGAGAGGCUGGUAAAGCAAUGGGAAUGCAUUCAAAGGAACUAUGUAUUGCAGGUAAAUGCAAUAAAUGCAGUGCAGCCUAUGGGAUCCUCACAGACAGCAAGAUCAUGCAGACCCCUUGGCCUUAAUCGUUUAUCGUAUUCCAUGGUGAUAUGAAUGACAGAUAAGAACAAAUUAUAUGCAGAGGUUCAAAUGUGGCUAAAAGCCAAGCAUAGUCCCCCCUGUCAUGUGGCAGGAUACCCCAGCUCCUUGCUUGCCUAUUUCUUUUAUCCAAAUAUCACAGGGCUCCAAAGGAAGAGGUUUCAGUGAACAGAAGACCUUAGGUAAAGGAGGUUAAGAAGAUCAAGCCCUAAGUGUAGAUACAAACAUGUAUGUAUAUACUGUAAAUCUAAAUAGUAAUAAAAGUCACUCAGCAUGAAGGAUAUUACUAGUGCCUACCAUUGAUCAUCAAGUACUCAUUGCGGAGCAGCCAUAUCACCUCAGAACUGCAGUAACUGUUAUCAAAAUAAUUUGUGCAGCUAAUUAAUUUAUAAGAAAUGCACCUUCGGGACUGUGCCAUAGUAUCUCUUUUGUAAUACAAAUGUUCAACCAUUUUUCAUGGCUACUGAUUCAAAUCUACAUCACCGAAAUGUCAGGAUAUCUUUUUUUUCCCUAGAUGAGGGCACGUACUUAGACCUGGCUAAUCUGUGCUUAGUUUGUCUACCCAAGAGACUUCAGUAGUCACCAGCCUUAACGCAUGUACAGUGUAUACUAUUCACUGACUUAGUCGUAGGUUUUAAUCCAAAUGAAAUUGGAAUUUUCAAAAUGACUUGGAUUAAUGGCAUCUGUCUCAGAUACCCUGCAGAUGUGACAUUAAAUGAUUCGUGAUUUUAAGCAGGAAAGGUUAAAUUUUAUGUAAAUAACAGGGGUGAGUUCCAAAAAUUUCUACAAGAAGAUUUUUUUCAAAUCAGAAGAUUGUCAAAGUAAUACUUUUUUUUUUUUUUUUUAACUCUCCUAAUCUUCUGGAGGGUCAUGGGUUCAUGUCAAAGCUAUACAAACUUCUCCUUCUGCAAUAUGCCUUGCCUUUGCAUAAUCUGCUUAAUGCUUAAUACGUCAAAAAGAAAUGUUUCUUUUUAACAACAAUAGCAGUUUCCCUCCCCACCUCCAGGGAGAAUCCUCAAACUAAAGAAUAAAAUCUCUUGGCACAAUAGAAAUACAAACAAUACUUGAAGAAUAUGAACUUGUUAAGAUAACGAUAGAGGUUUGGCUGGCGUAGACCUAACAUGCCUCUCGUUUUAAUAUCUUUCUCUUAGCAUUUACAUCACAUCUUUGAACUCAUUGUGUUUGAAACGAGAGAAUUAGGUUGAUUUUCAUGUCUUAAAAAGGCCUGAUAGGUCUGAUCAGUAUCAUAAUUAUAAUUGUUACAUUAGCGUAUGUGCUGUGUACUGAGGGCUGGGAAGGCAUGUAACCAUAGAUAAAUUUGUCAGAAUUCAUUUAGAAAAGCAUUUGGAUGAUCUUAUGUCUAGCCUGUGAAGAAAACCGGAGAGCAAUGUCUCCCACCCAAUGCUGUUAGCAUGAAGAUUCGGAUACUUUAAUGUCUCCUACAAGCUGCCAGUUGCCCUUUCUAAGGCUGAGACUCCAUUUCCAGCCUUACCGGUUGCCAUGCUGACAAUUGUUCUUAAGGUUGAUUAACAAACUGGGAAAGUUACCCUGUUUGCCCUCACCGCACAGAAGCUACAGAGAGGAAAAAUACCAAGAUUUGGAGUAUCCAAGGCUCUAUCAUUCUUUCAGAAGACUUUCCUCACUGAGAUUCGGCUGGAUAUGUUUCUUAAGUCAUUCUUGCUUGCUGUCUGGCUCCUUUGCUCUCAGAAGUCCUCAAGUAUGAGUGCCCUUUCAGGGAUUUUUUCUUCUCUGGUAGCCCAAGCUGCCUUUUGAAUGGGGUGCUAGAGCUUGGAGCAAGUAACCCACAGGUUGUGCAAACGUUUUGCUUUCCCCCACAAAACCAGCAGCAAAUACAGCAAGAUUUGCUCUCUUUCUUGAUCUGUGUAGCUUGAAUCCCAGACCCAUCCCUGCUACCCUGAGAGGGCUUCACUGGGUCCAAGGAAAACAAGGGAAUGACAAAAAAUGGGAGAUUUCCUCUGUCCCAGGGCACGUACUCCUUUUGGGGAGUGAAUAUAAAGAACAGCAUGGAUCAUGAGGCACUCAGGUCUCAUGUUUCUCAUAUGUACUAACACAGGGAUACUUAACAUUUAUCUGCCUCAUAGGGCUUUAUGAGUAUUAAUUAGUGUUUGCAAAUCACAUUGCAUCCUCAGAAGGAAAGUGCUGUAGAAGAGCUAUGGAAAAAACUGCUAAGCCCACUGGAUAAAUUUCACCCCUGAGUCCUGAGCUACAAGACCCUCAAAUUCCUUAAAUAUCAUCUAAUGUAAGCACCAGAGUAUAUAAAACUUGUGCUUAGUACUGAGGGGAGUCAUAGAGUCACAGUCUAGGUGAAAUUGCCAUUCCCAGAGUAUCUGUAACUUUGAUCCUCAUAGCAAGAAAGAACCACAACAGUGAUUCUGGAACAGUGUAGGUUUACCAAGUGGUGGGGAGCCAUCCUAAGAAUUACAAAAUAUUUUUGUAUAUAAGCCACUUUGUCAUUCUGUAAAAGAAAUUUGCCUUCCUAGUCUUACCAAGAGUGUUUUUCAGAACAGCCUCAGAAAAGUUCAACUUGUUACUACAUAUCUGGCUUGAAAUGAGUCCAGACCAAUAGAUACUGUCCUUUAGAAUGGUGCAUUGCAGAGAGGACUAGUCAGCUAUCAGAACAAUGAAACCAAAAACAGUGCCUCUCAUAAAAUAUCUGUCUGUCAGUGAUGUACAUUACCAGUAUUUGAUCCGGGAAGUCAGAUAUGUCGGAGCACAGCGUUGCCUUCCGAAAUCAUGUCAUCAUUAACCAGUGUCACAGGGUUAAAUUCUGUGCUCUUCUGACAUGUUACCUCUAGAAGUCACCGGUAAAACACUUCAGCAAGGACUGAACACCAGUCAAAUCAACAAAAUGUUCCUACUGCUGUUGAUCUUAUUCAGGCAGUACAAGCAAAUCCUUCCUUACUUAGCACUACUUGUCUUUUUGUUCGUAUUUAUGGAAUCUUCACCUUAGCCACUGAUAUGAAAGGAAACAUUUCCUUUGGGGACAAGCUAGAUGUGGAUAAGAUUUACCAAAGUAAGGGCCCUUCUUAGUCUUUUUUCCCACUUCUAUGCCUAAAAAUGUUGGUAUUUUAAAAGAAUAAUUUCAUCUGCAACUGAGAUUUUGGAAUCUGCCUUCACCCAUGACAAACAAGUCCAUCUUCCAUUUGCUUACAUGGGGGCUUCUGGCAUUCCCCAAGAAAUCACACAUAGCUAAUUACUGCCAUCAUCAAAACAUGAGUGUACCUUAUGUCUCCUCACCCUUUCAUUUUACCCCCCUGGUCGCACAGUCUACUCUCCCUGCAGCUUCCCUUGCCCCACAAUUUUCAGCCCCAACUCCAUCUCCCAGCCUGGGCUGGUGAUGCACAGGACAAGGGACAGAGCAGAGCUGCUCCAAGCAGCUCAGGACCUUUCAGUUUUCUUCUUGUUCCCACCCCACUGGUGGGCCUAGCGCCCACCUUCUUCCCAUUACUGCUAGCAAGUAACUAGUUCCCUUCUUAGGAGGAGCUGGUGAGUGCUGAUGACUCCAUGCACACAUUCUUACCAACACUUCUUCUCUGGGUGAGCAGAUGGAUGAGAGAGGCCGCCAAUCUCGGGACCCAAAGCCCUUAGUGCUGGUGACUCAAAUACCCCAAGUGUAACAGCAGUGCAGCUGGAGGGGUUGCAGCAGUGCCACCACAGCCAGUGGUCUUUGGCUCAGGUGUAAUUUACUUGCUUGAAUGAGCACCGAAAUUUGGCAUCCCUGCAGUAGAACCAGCAGGAACUGGUAGCCUCACACCCGUACAAGGACCUUCUGUAGGUCAUUGAGACCAUGCAAUCAGCCUUGUAAUGAUUCUCUGGGGUUAAAUAGCAAUAGACGCCGGAAUGGAAGAGAAAAAAAAAAUCCUUAUUUAAUCACAGAAGGUGGGAUUCACCUCAUCCUGUACUGAAAGUCUAAAAUAAGCAACAAGAAACACACCCUAGAAGUCUAGAAAUACUUGUUUCUGUCACUGGCUAUAGAGGGAGUCUAGGUGAUGAGCUCAGAAACAGAGACAGUACAAAUCUCACCCCAGGUUUCUGAUUGCACCUCUUGUUGCUGAGAGUGCCUGCUGAAAUUGGUAAAAUACCACAGGGUAGGCUGAGGCAAGUUAUGGCUGAGGGAGCAGACAAGCAGGAAAAUAUGUAUGAGGUAAAUAAAUUUAUUUCUGAGGUGUUUAAAGCAUGUGUUUCAGACCUGAACCAUCCCGAGCCCACUCUCUAACUCAUGAGGCCCAAAUCCAAAGUAGUAGUUCCUCGAGGAUUGAAGGCACACCUUUCUUCUGUUAAGAUUACUGAAAUAUCCAGAAAACAUAUUUUACAGUUUAGUAAACACACUAAGGCAUACGCUGCCUGAAAGUAGAGUUGGCUUUUUUUAAGAGAAGAAAGUGUUUCUGUAGAUGGUCAAAGAGAUCAGACUGGCCAUCGGCCCACAAGAGGCCAAUGUUACUCUUUCUAUGGAAGUUCAACAAAUGAUGUGAAAGAACUUGAACAACAUUGCAGUUUUAUCUACAGUGAAUAAUCUGCAGGCAGCACAAGGCCACCUAACACUUGUGGCCUGCCUGCACGCUGCCAGUCCCAUAGCAGCUCCUCCAGGAGAUGAGACAGAAGAGUUGAGAGGCAUCAGGGCUCCUCUCCGUGGCCAAGCCAGGCCUUCUACACGGGGCCUCUAUGCUGGCCACAGCAGAUGGAGAUAAUAACCAGUGCGACAACACGUGGCUGUACAAGGACUCAUGCUUCAUCAAAGGGCAGCUCCCUGCCCUCCUGUGUUCAUUACUGAUCGAAGCCUGGGCAGCAGCGAUGCCUGGUGUCCAGGGCCCUGUCGCAGUGGGCGCCCUACAGGGAGCGAGCCACAGACUUCCUUCCAAAGAGCCAAAACAAACCACACUGCAGGUGGGUGAGGAAAACAAACAGGUAGGGAAGAGAGUAGAGGGCAGCCAAAAUAAGCGGAUGUUUAAAUUUGUCAUUACUUACCCGAUCAGCAGCAAUAAUGACAGUAACCAUAAUUCCCUACCCAUUUUCCAAGGGUAGCAGCAGUGGUUGAAACAGCGAUGUAGCGGUCCCAGCGUGAGGUUCAGCCACCGAGAGUCCCCGCGGUCAAUGUGCUGGAGGUGCAGGCAGCACACGGUGGGUGCUGCCACAUUGCGGCUCUCCACCUCCCCAGUCACGUAGCCAGCUGGGAGCCCCUGUUCAGCUGAGGUACUCAAGGGUCAGAUAGUGACCAGAAUUAUUUUUGUAUAUUUUCAUAUUUCAUUCCUUGCAACGAACAUUGGCUUUUUUUUUUUUUUUUUUGUAGAAUUACUCAAGACAAUACAGCUAUAUUUGCAUCUCAUAAAACGUUGCUUAUGUUUCUCUAUGAGAGUGAUCCUUCUGAAGCCUCGCCCACCCAGCCAAAGCUAUAGCAGUUUAUUUUUCCAGCGAGUGUAAUCCCACAACACAUCCCUACAUUGCAGGCAAUAUUGUUUACACAGGUUAAUAAACGGAGUAUUCUGUACAGUAAUUUAUGCUGUAAGAUAUGUACAUAUAUCACUGUAGCAGUCACAAAUGCUUUAAACUGCCUUAUUUAUUAGAUCAGUUAGCAUUUCCUCCCUUGCUCCAGAAUACUUUAAAUUAUUUUUAUCUUUAUCUUUUGCAUUAGGUAAUUUUUUAGUUACUGCAUUUUGACCCAAUUAUUGAAAAAAAUGGUCUUUACAGUAAAUAGAUAUCUAAAAGUAGAAAUAGCAAAUUUACCACCCAUCCAACUAAUAUAGCUCUAAUUAUGAUUAAAAAUAAAUAUCUUAUAUUCUUAUCUGUGUAUUAUAGUAUAUGCCACAAAUCAUAUUCCACUUGUGAUCAAUACAAACGAGCUUUAGUAACUUUCACCUAUUUCAUUCUUCUAUUCUGAGACAAAGACAUAAUAAACCAUUUAAUCUAAAAUAUUCCCCAUGAGAGCCCUGGUCUUAUUUCUCCCUCAGGCAAAACUCACGUUGGCUUCAAUGGGAGCUUUACCUAGGUAAAAGUACAACAUAGGGACAUUACAAAACAAAUGUAUCAUGUAUGAACAGCACUUGUGCUUGGUACUCCUUCCUUUUUUUCUUUUUUUCUUUUUUUUCUUUUUCCUGUAGUAAGAAACAUAGGGUAGAUAUUACAUCCGUAACAGUUGUCUGUCUCACUCCUUCCUUUUUGCUGUACAAGUAAAAAAUUAAGAUUCAGAAACAAUUGUAUUGGUUCCAGUCACUCAAGUGAAUCAGAAAUCUUAUGGGGAUCAGUUCCAAGCCAAACUAGAAAGUACAAGAAAAAUUUGCUUUUGUUUGUCUUCAUGUUAAAUUUUGUUACACGACUAAACAGGUUCAUGCGUACAAAGGCAAUGAAAUUAUUAACAACUUCCUUUACUGUUUGGAGAUUUUGCUAUGUCCACAGUUCAUAUAAAACUCAUGUAGCACAGUUUCUGGGAUGGUGAAAAAUCCUACUGUAAUGUAACAGAAUGAGCCUUAAGGAUUUGUAAGAAUAAGCACUUUUAUAUUAAAAAGCAAAUAUUAAUUCAUCAGUAAGAUUACUUUUUUAAUGUGACAAUAAACCAUGAAAUCAACAUC